Patiria miniata (bat star) is the source of this 5420-nucleotide messenger RNA. Its product is annotated as mitogen-activated protein kinase 1-like. Gene Ontology annotation, cellular component: cytoplasm; nucleus. Bases 44 to 1168 code for a protein of 374 amino acids. NCBI's taxonomy places the organism in Eukaryota, Metazoa, Echinodermata, Asteroidea, Valvatida, Asterinidae. The record is from RefSeq and is a predicted model, not a curated record. Gene Ontology annotation, biological process: protein phosphorylation; intracellular signal transduction. The transcript has 8 exons. Gene Ontology annotation, molecular function: MAP kinase activity; ATP binding.
AUAAUCAGUCCUUGAAUCACUAGCUGAGCUCUUCAGAAUCAACAUGGCGGCGUUCGCAUCAUCCGGAGGUGAAUCUAAGUCGCGUUCUGCCCCUGAAGUUAUUCGUGGGCAAGUGUUUGAUGUUGGCCCUAGAUACAACACCCUCCUUUACAUCGGGGAGGGGGCCUACGGUAUGGUAUGUUCGGCCCUUGACAAACAAACCGGCUGCAGUGUUGCCAUCAAGAAGAUUAGUCCUUUUGAACAUCAGACGUACUGCCAGCGCACCCUGAGAGAAAUCAAGAUCCUCACGCGCUUCCGACAUGAAAAUAUCAUCAAUAUUCAAGACAUCAUCCAUGCGAACAGUAUCGACGAGCUGAAAGAUGUAUACAUUGUACAGAGUCUCAUGGAGACGGAUCUGUACAAGCUUCUCAAGACGCAGAAGCUGAGUAACGACCACAUAUGCUACUUCCUCUACCAGAUCCUGAGAGGCUUAAAGUACAUCCACUCGGCCAAUGUGCUGCACAGGGACCUGAAACCUAGUAAUCUACUGCUGAAUACUACCUGUGAUCUCAAGAUCUGUGAUUUUGGAUUAGCCCGGAUAGCUGACCCAGUCCACGACCACACAGGGUUCCUGACAGAGUACGUGGCCACGCGUUGGUACCGUGCCCCGGAGAUCAUGCUCAACUCCAAGGGCUACAACAAGAGCAUUGACAUAUGGUCCGUGGGCUGCAUUCUGGCCGAGAUGUCCAGCAGCAAACCACUCUUCCCCGGAAAACACUAUCUAGACCAGUUGAAUUAUAUUCUGAACACCCUUGGGUCACCGUCCGUUGACGACUUGGACUGUAUCCACAACGAGAAGGCUCGUAACUACCUGAAGUCGCUACCCUUCAAACCCACUGUGCCCUGGAAUACUAUCUUUACAAGAGCUGAUCCUAAAUGUCUGGACCUGCUGGAUAAGAUGUUGACAUUCAACCCAGACAAGAGAAUAACAGUGGAGGACGCACUGAAGCAUCCUUACUUGGAACAGUAUCAUGACCCCACCGAUGAGCCUAUAGCAGAAGAACCCUUCAAGUUUGAGACAGAGCUGGACGAUCUUCCCAAGGAGCAGUUGAAGGAGCUCAUCUUUGAAGAAGCCAAGAAGUUUAUCUUGUUACCCAAGCCAGAAGGAGAGGGCAGCGAAAUGAGUUAGGAUGUCUCCCCAAAACCUGGGGGAGUAAGUCCAAUCAAUGUAACCAGAGAGGUAGGGGUGCUGGCUGAGACUGGUUUGAUCCGGUGCUCACAGGUUGAAACCGCUCAUAUGGUAAUUGAGUUGCUUGUAAUGGUUGUGUUCCCUGAGGCAAUUUUCUGCUUGUAUAAACCGGUCUAAGCCAGUUUCAUCUUUCUUCUUGCCAGUGCCAACUGUUUCAGCCAAACAUCGACAUCUUCUCGUUGUAGUUUAUUUCUCUGGAAACUGUAUUUUAUUAACCCAGCGGAGGUAAAAUGAUAUCAGCAGGUGUCAUACAUAUAUGUCAGUUUGGUGGCAACAGAUAAUUCUGGAAGAAGGAUAUAAAGAUGUUGGUUUCCUUGUAAAUAUAUUUUGAACUUUACAAUGUACACUGACAGAUACAUGGGACAUUCAUGUAGUUGUGGGAUUUUUUUUUUUUUUCGAAUGAAGAGAGUUUUAUCAUAUCAAACAAAGAAUUACAUUCGGGAGGAGCAAUUUGAAUCAAAGUUAGCCAAAAUUAUAGAAUAGAGUCCUAAACCCUCGACACAAAAUAUGCAGUGCUACAUAUAUGGGAAUAUGAAAAGUAGCUGUAAGGGCAGGAUAAGUGGGUAAGGGCAGGCACAAAAGAGUGAUGAAUUUGUCCAAGCCAGAUAUUCAGGGGGUUUUUCGGGUCGGUUCGGGUCGGUUUGGUUUGAGGGAGUUAAGAUCGGUUUCGGUUGGAUUCAGUUUAAAUCUCUAAUGUUUCAGGUCGGUUUGGUCUGGUUUACCCAACCCGAUGCACAUCAUAAGUCGGGACCGGUUUUUCCACUGUGCAUUCUAACUGUCCAACAUGCCCAAGUGCAGUCCCAUCUGUCAGGUGCCUAUAGAUAGUCCUCACCCAAACCAGUUUGUUCCGGCUUUGCCCAGUUUUGUCAGGAUUGUCCACUCCAUGGAUUCCUGCAUGGGAUUUAUCGCCAUCCUGAUCAUAAGACUGGUUCUGCUAAGUUUUGCCCUUUUUUCUGUCGGUGUAGAUUAUUUCUGAAAUUUGGUUCGCAUUGCUCUGUUUGUCUUCAUGCUGGUUUUGUGGAUUUUUUGGCAUAGAAAAUUGUUGAUCAUAGGAAUCAACAAUCCUCCCCCUUCCUUGCUCCUUUAUUAGCCGCAAAUUUUUAUUAUAAACUAAUUAUUAUAAAAUUUGAUAUAAAAGAGAGGACAGGGUUAAUCUAUACACGUUUUCUAUUUUUUCCAAAACAUUUAGGAACAUAUUUAAUGUUAAAAGCACAAUUGUCCUGAACACCUGAAGAAUUUUUUUUUUUGGUAAAAACAUUCCCACUUCUGUUUUCUUUUAUUAAGUUUCAACAAUUUCCAUAUAUUCUGAGAACUACGUAAAGGCACCCAUUGAUUUUUGUUGGGGUCAAGUAUUACAUAUUGCAUUUUAAUUAGACUUUUUUUUACAAAUUUUUUUUUAUCGGUGGAGGUGAGGGGGUAUUAGGUUAACUGGAAAGGAAAUGCUGCUUUUUGCAAACAAGUAAAUUAGAACAAUAUAAAAAUUAAAAAAAUUAAAAAUUAGAAAAAAAAAGAGUCUUAUGCUUGAACUUUUUUAGAGUGGUAUCAACAGCUGAGUAAAUUUUGUAUAUUUUUGUCCAAAUUAUGGGAAGUGUUUUUUUGUGUUAUUAUUAAUCCCCAGCACAGAAACUCUUACAAUUACAAAAAGUAAAUUAAUUUUUUUAAGCAAGGAAAAAUAGCCUUCAUGCCCAGAGUCAAUUUUGAGCAUUUCUGUUAAAAGGGUUAUAUCACCUCUGUCUUGUGUUUCGUAAACUCAUUCUACACUUUUGAAUUUCUCAUGAUUUUUUGUUCUCAACAUAUUUUUCUACUGUUUCAAGCAUGAUUGACCAAAUUAAAUAAAAUUAAAAAUGGAAGCCUGUACAUAAAAAAGUAAUAUUAUAUAAAGGGAAAAAAAAAAUCAACAGUCGUGAUAGUGUUUAUACUAUAUAUUUACAGGAUAAAUGUGACUUACCGGUAUUUUUGUGUUUUGUAGUGUUUAAGUACUAAUUACUCUAAGAUUAUGUAAUCAAAUCUAUCUUUUAAAAAGUUUAUGAAUCAUGAUGGAGAUGAACAAAUGCACAUGUACGGGAGUCUUGAUUAAUGUAUAGACUACCCCCCCCCCCAAAAAAAAAAGUUGGGAAAACUUGCCUAGAUUUUUGAGACCAUCAUGUAAUGAUAAAAUUAAAAUUGUAAUUUUGUUCAAUUCACAGAAGAGUAAUAACAUUGAGUGAAAGUUCAGGAUGAUAUUUGUGGAACACAAAUCCAGCAUUGAUUAUGUAAACCUAAUUAAAGUUUAGAGAAUGCUGUUUAUCGUUGGACUGUGGUUUCCACGUUUUUAAGGAGGUGGAGUCCUCUGUGCUGUAUCGUGGGGAGCAAAGAGCCAUGCUGCACCUGGAACUGAAAAGUUGUGCUGAUUUUCAGUAAAAACUGCGAUGCCAAGAUCACACAAAAGCUCGGAGUGUGACGGUGCGAGCGGCAAAGGCCAUCAUAAUGUACAUACCUUGGCCCUGGUGAUGAGGGUGUCUCUUUCGGUCGAUGGCGUUGGGGGUUGUUUUUGCGACAGAAACAUGUCUGAUUGAACCACCACUGUCGUUCACGCAGCGCGGUGUUAUUCGAUCUUUGCGUAGAACCGAAGUCGACAAAACGCUUAACCCAAACAUGAAAACAACCCCAACAAUUUAUAUGUUAGAAGUUUAGAACAAUUCAGCGCGAGGCGUGUGAUUACGAUUGUCCGGCGUGUGAGCAUGUGAAUUGACUCUUGAGGUGUGCGACACACGCCGGAGGCAUGACACUGUAGAUCUGUAUAUAAAUACCGUACACGUACUUCAUCAUUUUUAUAUUGUGAAUACUUGCACCAUUAUGGAGAAUUUACCCGCUUUUGCAAUCUGUAUUUUGUUUCUAAUUUUGAGUGGCCCAUUUACUGAUUAGUCUUGGUCCAACUCUGCAUUUUGAUUUUGUGUGGGGUCUUGUGUACUGUGCUCAUGCAGGGAUUGGCUGCAUAAUUGGAACAAUAAAAAAAUCCAGGCUUGGACUAAGACUAUUUACUGAUAAGUAAGCGCACUCUUUCACUUUGUGUACUGUGUAUGAUCUCUCUGAAGUGAUCAAAUGAUUAUGUUUGAAAAAACCCCACAAAGUUUGUUGUAAGUGUUUUUUUUUUAUCCCUGUGUGAUGAUGAUGAAUUGUGUCCGAAUCCCUGGGCUAUAGGCUAUGAGAAUGCAUGCGGCAUGCACGCAAGCCCGGCACCACCAAAAAAAUGGCUUCAAAUUGUGAACGCCAUGAUAAAAUACAUCUGUCAUGGAAACCUGAUUUCCCAUCACCAGAGGGCGCACUCUGUUCACAGAGAGUGCACUAUAGCGGUACAUAUUCAUGUGAUAAUUAGUUUGCCGUCCUGGUAUUGCCCGUAAUGUUUAUUUCCCAUAAUGUAUAUUUUUCAUGAAAUCACUGCCCAUAGCAGCUAAAAGUCUCUCUCAGCUGAAAACAAAUUAUCUAGUAAGUAGCUCCAUUUCUCAAGUUACUUUUGUGGAAAAGAUCAUAUUUUGCGUUCUUUGUGCAUAUUGUCAAUUUAAAAUUUGAAUGCCAAGAUUUUCGUCAUCAAAGUAAAAAAAAUAAUGUGACACUUUAAGAAGAACCAAUAACGUUCUGUCAUACGUAGAAAAACAGGUUAAAUAUGUUUGCAGAAGUUAAGUUCUUUGUACUUGAAGUUUUCUUAGGGCUCGAGCUUAUAGCGUGGAAAAGAGCCAAGUUUGUUAACAUUUGGCUAAAGUGUCCUGCACAAAUUUGAAAACAAAGUUCGAAAUUUCUAAUCAAUGGUAUAUGAUAUUUCUUUACAGCAGAACGAAACUAUGAUUUUACGUAGAUAAUGGAUCAUGUUGGCUGAACGUGCUUUACCAUGGAGAAGAAUCUUGUCGUUUUUUCCUAAAAAGAAAUUAAAAAAACUACAGUACCUGUUCUGGAAGAAUCAUGUAAAGCAGAUCGCUUUUAAAAGGUUUAUAUAUUCAAACAAAAGUAUAAAUUAAAUAUUUUUAAUGUAGAGAAGAACAAGAGAAUUAUUUUCUACAGACUAACUACGUAAGCCUGCAAGCUUGGCAGUCGUAUCUCGUGUUAAUUGUACAUUCUGUACAUGUGUAGACUGCUGUAAUGGUAGUGAGUUACCCAUAGCGUAUCCAUAACUUUUUGGUCUCCCCAUGUGCUUAAUAAAAAAAAAAUAACAAAAGGC